Molecule: messenger RNA, 810 nt
Organism: Rotaria sp. Silwood1
Lineage: Eukaryota; Metazoa; Rotifera; Eurotatoria; Philodinida; Philodinidae
Source: the annotation of a GenBank genome assembly
AUGACAAAAGAUUUUAAUAUCAUCGUUUGUGGUUCACCGCGCGUUGGUAAGAGUACUCUUAUUAAUGCUUUGUGCGGUAAAGAAGUAGCUAAAACAAGUAACAGCUUAAAGUCAUGCACGGAUAAACUUGAGAAAUAUGUACACAAAGGAGAACAACCAGCGAAUGAUGGAGUUUCGCCGCCAAUUCAAUAUUCCAUUACCUUUUGGGACACACCCGGUAUUGAAUCAUGGUCUGAAAAUGAUGUUCGACAACAUUUUACCAAUAUUAUGCAUGAAAGUAAUCCAAUUUGCAUGAUCUAUUGUGCGUCGCCUGGUUCAUUUCUUCUACUAGAACAAUUAAAAUGGCUUGUUGAUACAUGUAUUCAAUCCAAGAUUUUCUGUGCACUUGUCUGUACCAACAAAUAUUCUGGAGGUUCUCAGAAACGUGCACAAGUUAUGGAAGAUUUUCAAUCGCUCUUCAACGAACGUUAUGUUAUGAUAAAAGAUGAAUCAAAUGUCAAGUAUUUUACUGAUGUAGCUUUAUGUACAGCAGUAAAUAGUAUUGUGUAUGAAGAUCAAGAAUUGGAUAUCAGGAAAGAUAUUGAAGGUAUUAAUGAGCUUAUUUUUGGCAUGAUGACUUCGUUGAAAGACAACAAACUUGUUGGAUGGUGUUAUACUGUCGCUGAAAAUGAUACUUUUUGGACGACUAUGAAGGUAAAACUGGAAGAAUUCUUUCGAGAAUAUCGACCGGCUAUGAAGUUUUGUAUCCAACAAGUUGGUAAGAUAAUUGCAACAACUUUAAUUGAGUUCAUUUUGAACAAAAACUCUUAA